UGUGAAUAAGAUGAAUUUACUCUGUACAUGAAUGUUUGUUUGAGUCUAUGUAAUCUAGGUUCUAUCUGAAGUUCUGGGUUUUUGUUUUUGAGGUGGAAAGAGCUUCAUUUCAGCAUUUUAUAGUGUGGGUUAUACAGUAUGUUUGGAUUGGAGGUUGUUGAGUUUAUAUGAGAUUGAUGUUGAGUUGAAUUCUUCAUCUUUUGUGUAUGUUAUCAUAUUUAUUAGCAGGUAGUUUGGAGGGUGGCUCCGUAACUGAAGACCUCAAUCUACUAGACACAUCAGCAAUAGUACACAUGGAGCCAAAUGCUACUAUCGAGGAGGGAAAGGGUUUAAGAAAUGACCCGGAAUUGGUGAGAUCUGUUGCUGACAAGCACUUUGAUCUUCUGAGGCCUUCAGCUCGAUAUUCACUGUUUAAAGGGCAAACGACAGAUGCUGCAGACCAUGAGAAAGGCAAGUAUACCCUUAUUAGAGACACUGAGGACUUCCAAGUAGGGGCUUUUGACAAGCCCCUUCCUUGCUUUGGUUGCGGGAUAGGAUGGUUUUGUUUUCUAUUAGGCUUUGUGUUCCCAUUAAUGUGGUACUAUGCUGCAUUUCUCUACUUUGGAAACUACUAUCGGAAGGAUCCAAGAGAGCGAGCUGGCCUUGCUGCUUCUGCAAUUACCGCAAUGGGAUGUUCAGUUAUAUUGUUGAUCGUAGCAUUGGUUCUUUUAAUGUAGCUGCUCUGUCAAACUCACUCUCCUCGUCACACCAUUGUCGUUCUGCGACCAUUCAGCAAGACGAGUUGAAUCGUAAGAGACAGUGAUGUGUGUUUGGAUAUAAGGAUUUUCAGCACAAGAAAGCAAAAGUAAAGAUGUCUGAAAUGUUUUUUGAUGACACGAAAUGUCGAUAAAAACCAAAAUUGCCUGUACACGUCUGUUGGGGCUGUGUGAAGAGAUGAACAGUACAUAAAUUAUUUCAUAUAGUAUGUAAUUUUGAAACUGUACAGAAGUUUUCUUCCAUAGCCUUGUCAACUCUAUACAAAUUGAAGCUUUAGUCAUGAAUAAAGUAAUCUAGUAUGUUUGUUAA
Camellia sinensis is the source of this 1065-nucleotide messenger RNA. The record is from RefSeq and is a predicted model, not a curated record. NCBI's taxonomy places the organism in Eukaryota, Viridiplantae, Streptophyta, Magnoliopsida, Ericales, Theaceae.